Molecule: messenger RNA, 771 nt
Organism: Carcharodon carcharias (great white shark)
Lineage: Eukaryota; Metazoa; Chordata; Chondrichthyes; Lamniformes; Lamnidae
Product: trypsin
Exons: 5
Coding region: 1-771 (256 amino acids)
Biological process (GO): proteolysis
Molecular function (GO): serine-type endopeptidase activity
Source: RefSeq, a predicted model, not a curated record
AUGAAUGUUUCCAAUGUUUACAUAUUGCUGCUGUCUUUCUUCAAAUUGCCAUCAGCAUAUGGCCAAUCCCGGAUUGUCGGUGGCUAUUCAGUGUUGCCUCAUUCCAUCAAAUACCAGGUUUCACUGAAGAGACCAGGAGGAUCUCAUUACUGUGGGGGGUCUCUGAUCCAUCGGCGAUGGGUUUUGACAGCUGCACAUUGCAAUUAUGGCGGUGCUGGGUCUAUACAAAUAGUAGCAGGAGAACAUUCAUUAACUAGAUAUGAAGGUACUGAGCAACUGUUUCAUCCAUUGAAGAUCAUACCCCAUCCUCAAUAUGACUCAAAGAAAAAAGAUUCUGACAUCAUGUUGAUUAAGCUCUCAAGACCUGCAAGCCUGAACUAUUUUGUUGGAAUUGUAGCCCUGCCUCAUCAAAAAACACCGUUAGAUGCAGACACGCUAUGCCGAGUGUCUGGCUGGGGUUUCGUCAAUCCAAAUGGAAGGUUCAUGCCAAGGAUGUUGAGGGCAGUUAAAGUGCCCAUUGUAUCUAGUUCACAGUGUAACCACACUGAAUCUUACAAUGGAAACAUCACCGCCAACAUGAUCUGUGCUGGAUUCACUGCAGGAGGAAAAGAUUCAUGCCAGGGAGAUUCUGGUGGCCCACUGAUUUGCAAGGGCAGAAUAUACGGUGUAGUGUCCUGGGGGAAGAUCUGUGGUGACGGGAAGUUUCCUGGGGUAUAUACAGCUGUGGCAAAGUUCCGUAAUUGGAUUAUCAGGACCAUCAAACAGUCAUAA